Pipistrellus nathusii (Nathusius's pipistrelle) is the source of this 1659-nucleotide messenger RNA. The record is from the annotation of a GenBank genome assembly. Lineage: Eukaryota; Metazoa; Chordata; Mammalia; Chiroptera; Vespertilionidae.
AUGCCGGUCGCAGCCACCAACUCUGAGACUGCCAUGCAGCAAGUCCUGGACAACUUGGGAUCCCUCCCCAACACCACGGGGGCCGCAGAACUGGACCUGAUCUUCCUCCGAGGCAUUAUGGAAAGCCCCAUAGUAAGAUCGCUGGCCAAGGCCCACGAGAGGCUGGAGGAGACGAAGCUGGAGGCCGUUCGGGACAACAACCUGGAGCUGGUGCAGGAGAUCCUGCGGGACCUGGCGCAGCUGGCGGAGCAGAGCAGCACAGCCGCCGAGCUGGCCCGCAUCCUCCAGGAGCCGCACUUCCAGUCCCUCCUGGAGACCCACGACUCUGUUGCCUCAAAGACCUAUGAGACGCCGCCCCCCAGUCCCGGCCUGGACCCCACGUUCAGCAACCAGCCGGUGCCCCCCGACGCUGUGCGCAUGGUGGGCAUCCGCAAGACCGCUGGAGAGCACCUGGGCGUGACAUUCCGCGUGGAGGGGGGCGAGCUGGUGAUCGCACGCAUCCUGCACGGGGGCAUGGUGGCCCAGCAAGGCCUGCUGCACGUGGGCGACAUCAUCAAGGAGGUGAACGGGCAGCCGGUGGGCAGCGACCCCCGGGCGCUGCAGGAGCUCCUGCGCAGCGCCAGCGGCAGCGUCAUCCUCAAGAUCCUGCCCAGCUACCAGGAGCCCCACCUGCCCCGCCAGGUGUUCGUGAAAUGCCACUUCGACUACGACCCCGCCCACGACAGCCUCAUCCCCUGCAAGGAGGCCGGCCUGCGCUUCAGGGCCGGGGACCUGCUCCAGAUCGUCAACCAGGACGACGCCAACUGGUGGCAGGCCUGCCACGUGGAAGGAGGCAGCGCCGGGCUCAUCCCCAGCCAGCUGCUGGAGGAGAAGCGCAAAGCCUUCGUCAAACGGGAUCUGGAGCUGACGCCCAACUCAGGGACCCUCUGCGGCAGCCUUUCAGGGAAGAAAAAGAAACGAAUGAUGUAUCUGACCACCAAGAAUGCAGAGUUUGACCGCCACGAGCUGCUCAUCUACGAGGAGGUGGCCCGCAUGCCGCCUUUCCGCCGGAAAACCCUGGUGCUGAUCGGGGCUCAGGGCGUGGGGCGGCGCAGCCUCAAGAACAAGCUCAUCAUGUGGGACCCGGACCGCUACGGCACCACGGUGCCCUACACAUCCAGGCGACCCAAAGACUCUGAGCGGGAAGGCCAGGGCUACAGCUUUGUGUCCCGCGCGGAGAUGGAGGCUGACAUCCGUGCCGGGCGCUACCUGGAACACGGCGAGUACGAGGGCAACCUGUACGGCACGCGGAUCGACUCCAUCCGGGGCGUAGUGGCCGCCGGCAAGGUGUGCGUGCUGGACGUCAACCCCCAGGCGGUGAAGGUGCUGAGAACAGCCGAGUUUGUCCCUUACGUCGUGUUCAUCGAGGCCCCCGACUACGAGACCCUUCGGGCCAUGAACCGGGCCGCUCUGGAGAGUGGGGUGUCUACCAAGCAGCUCACGGAGGCGGACCUGAGGCGGACCGUGGAGGAGAGCAGCCGCAUCCAGAGGGGCUACGGGCACUACUUCGACCUCAGCCUGGUCAACUGCAACCUGGAGAGGACCUUCCGCGAGCUGCAGGCCGCCAUGGAGAAGCUGCGGACGGAGCCCCAGUGGGUGCCCGUCAGCUGGGUGUACUGA